UGGUCAAACCAUCGGUAAACGAGUAUAAAACCAAGCAAGAUUUUACGCAUACAUGAUACAUCUCCGCAAUCAACCGACAACCUCGUCGUUCCAUCUGCUCCAACGAAAGCAAAACCCAAAAUGGGCAGCGCCGUCGUCGUGUUUCCUUUCCUCUUCUUCUUGCUAUCAUCGGUGUUUGUUCAACAAUCCGUACACGGCCGCGUUCUGCCUCACUCAACUCCCAGGCCGGCGCCGGACGCCGCCGCCGCCUUCGCCCGGUGGCUGGUGUCUCAGAACUCGUGGGGCGUACUCAGCACACUCGCCACCGACUCCGGAGGAGCGCCGUUCGGAAAUGUCGUCUCGUUCAGCGACGGCUUGCCCGACAAAGGCCUCGGAGUUCCGUACUUUUACCUCACAACUCUCGACCUGACCGCCAAGUACGGCCUGAAAGAUCCCAGAGUAUCGCUUUCGCUGAGUGAAUAUUCCCUCGGAACCUGCGGCGACAACGAUCCCGAGAGCCCCCUCUGCUCCAAAAUCACCUUGACCGGAAAGUUCAAAUUGGUUGAUGGGAAAUCGAAGGAAGCUGAUUUUGCUCGACUUGCUUUGUUCACUAAGCACCCUGAGAUGAAAGGUUGGCCUAAGGAUCACAAUUUCGAGGUUUACACUAUGGAGAUUGAGGAUAUAUACCUCAUCAAUUUCUUCGGCGGUCCUAAACCUCUGACUGUAGAUGAGUACCUGAAGUGGAAGAGCUCCAGCUUGAAACAUUAGUAUGCGCUUGUGAGUUGUGACAAUGGCCUGAUGGUCAGUUCUGUAUUGUAAUAAAGUCUUCAUAUGGAGUUCAGUUUUGUUAAAAAUCAAUACAACAAUGCAAUUAUAAACGGCGUUUAUUAUGUGGGUCAUGGUAUUCG
Molecule: messenger RNA, 887 nt
Organism: Ipomoea nil (Japanese morning glory)
Lineage: Eukaryota; Viridiplantae; Streptophyta; Magnoliopsida; Solanales; Convolvulaceae
Product: protein CREG1-like
Exons: 3
Coding region: 121-747 (208 amino acids)
Source: RefSeq, a predicted model, not a curated record